Artibeus jamaicensis (Jamaican fruit-eating bat) is the source of this 1339-nucleotide messenger RNA. RefSeq names its product protein CD300H-like. Lineage: Eukaryota; Metazoa; Chordata; Mammalia; Chiroptera; Phyllostomidae. Gene Ontology annotation, cellular component: plasma membrane. Gene Ontology annotation, molecular function: transmembrane signaling receptor activity. The record is from RefSeq and is a predicted model, not a curated record.
AUGAGGAAAGAGGAGGAGGGGGCCGGUGGCCCCAGCAACAUGACGGGUCCCACGGGCAGAUCCCUGAGCAUGUCGUGUCAAUAGUGGGAGGAAUGUAAGAGAUUUGCAAUCUGGUGCCGACAGCCAUGCUGGCCUUUCUUCUCUGAGACCGUGGAGACCAGCGCCUCUGGGGAAGAGGUGGGGAGCGGCCAAGUGUCCACCGUGGACCGUCCCAGAAACCUCACCUUCACAGUGACCUCGGAGAACCUCACUGCAAGUGAUGCAGGAAAAUACAGGUGUGGGAUUUCCAUGAUCCUGGUGGGAGAAGGGCUUCCUGGCUUCUUGCCUGAUCCCCUUGUCCAGGUUCAAGUGUUUGUUUCCGCAGCCUCCAGCAGCGACAUCUCUUCAAGGACACCUGGACCUGCCAGCCGAGACCCAGGGUCCCUGCUCAGCAGCAUCCACUUCCUGCUCCUCAUAUUCCUGAAGGUUCCCCUGUUUCUGAGCAUGCUCAGUGCCGUCCUCUGGGCGAACAGGCCUCAGUGGGCAACUUGUGGGCAAACACGGUCCGACUAAGACAACCUGCAGCUGUCCUUGCCCAGUGACGUCCCGUCCAGAGACACAGCUACUCACACUAGAGAAGAAGGAACCUCUGACCCUCAACCUUACAUCCCUUUUCAACUAAUUGCCAGAGACUUUAAAAACAAACCUUACAUUUUUUUAAAAAUGAAAUGUUACCUACACAAAAGUAUGUGUAUAAUAUACACAAACAGUGUGCUUUUCCUUAGAGAUUUCAGACACAAGACAAAAGAACUCAUUCCAGACUGUGGCCUCCUGAGAAUGGGAUCUAAGAUAGACCCUGAGACUGCAGGGUUUCUCUUUACUUCUGGGGCAGAUGUGUCUCACCAGGGUGCCUGGGCACUCGCUGCUCUCUGCUUUCCUACCUAGUAAACCAGCGCCAUGUUCUCUGGACUGUCUACUCGAAGUCCCCUCCCCCUGCGCUGUGACAGAACAGAAGCAUUGCCAUAGUCCCAGGUUGACAAGGAAUGGUUCUGAACUGUUCUCUUCCCAAGUAAAUAGGACCUGCUUGUGACCGCCCUCCUUCACAGGGAUUGAAAAGAAUGCAUCUGCCAUGUCCACAACAGCACGCUGAGCACCAGAGACUGCUCUCAUAAAGAUGGUACAUCAAGAAAAGCAAUUGCAUCCUGGCUGGUGUAGCUCAGAGGAUUGAGCGCUGGCCUGCAAACCAAAGCAUCGCCAGUUCAAUUCCCAGUCAGGGCACACGCCUGGGUUGUGGGCCAGGUCCCCAGAAAGGGGCACACAAGAGGUAACCACACAUUGAUGUUUCACUCCUUCUCCUUCC